Molecule: messenger RNA, 4054 nt
Organism: Eleginops maclovinus (Patagonian blennie)
Lineage: Eukaryota; Metazoa; Chordata; Actinopteri; Perciformes; Eleginopidae
Gene: sstr1b
Product: somatostatin receptor 1b
Exons: 2
Coding region: 782-1888 (368 amino acids)
Biological process (GO): cellular response to glucocorticoid stimulus; neuropeptide signaling pathway
Cellular component (GO): plasma membrane; neuron projection
Molecular function (GO): somatostatin receptor activity; neuropeptide binding
Source: RefSeq, a predicted model, not a curated record
GUGUGUGUCGCUGCAUUAAGCUGCUCAGAGAUCCGUGGAUGCUGACAGAAGCGCAGCUGCUGAUGAGAAGAGGGAGACAGAAAAGACAAGAUUUUCACACUCGAGAAGGGAGACAGAGGGGGAGAGCAGGUGCACUUUCCCGGUUCAUCAUCGCAGUGAUCGGGAUGGGAGGACAGCGGCUUUCCUGCUGCUACAGAUAGACGGUCACAGAAAAACGAGAACAAUGUUUCCUGAAAGGAAGCAACAGCAGAAACCUUCUGAGUUCAUCACACUCUGCAAGGGUACUGCGACUCAUCAAGAUACAUGAUUGCAGGAGCCAAGCAACUCAACCUAUAAUUGGACACUUGAGGAGAUUUGACCCUCUGAGAAAAAAACGCAUUUCCAUCCAUGGAUUGAGUGUUUUGUAUGUGCUGUGUAUCCAAGUGGUAUGACAUCUCUUUUGAUCAGAACUCUACACUUACUUCAACCCUGAAGAGAUGGGCAGUAAGAUGUCUUUUCAUUAAAAUAUAAUGAUACACGAUUGCCAUCAAAGAAUCCUGCAAAUCCGAGAGUACUUUGAGAACUGCAUUUGCAGAUCGAUGAUGUGAAGGUUAUAAUGCAGUUGCUGCAUACCCUAUUUUUUCUGUGAUUGAAUUGAAGGUGGUCUGGACUUACUAAGAAUUUAAAACUCAAGGACUUGUGGAUAGUGAGAAGACGGAAAAAUGGACGUUUUCUUUCUUGGAUAACUGGAGUUAGCUAGUAUCAUUAAAACUUAAAGCAUCAAAUACCACUAAAAUUGAUCAUGGAUUUCAAUGGGAGCCAGGACUAUGGGUCCUAUCCAACAGGCCUGCCCUUUAACACAAGCAUGGACUAUGAGGACUACUACCAGGAGCCUGAUGCCAGUAAAAUCAUCAUUCCAUCCAUCUAUGCUCUUGUCUGCUGCGUAGGUCUUACUGGCAAUGCCAUGGUCAUCUACGUCAUUCUGAAAUAUGCCAAAAUGAAAACAGCUACUAACAUUUAUAUCCUCAACUUGGCGAUUGCUGACGAGUUGUUCAUGUUAAGUGUUCCUUUUCUGGCCACAUCGGCUGCCGUCCGCCAUUGGCCCUUCGGGUCACUGAUGUGUAGGUUGGUCCUGAGUGUAGAUGGAAUCAAUAUGUUUACAUCAAUCUUCUGUCUGACUGUGUUGAGUGUGGACCGUUACAUAGCAGUGGUCCAUCCUAUAAAGGCUGCCCGCUACCGCAGACCCACUGUGGCCAAAGUAGUGAAUGUGUGCGUAUGGGGGCUGUCGCUUAUAGUCAUCCUACCCAUCAUUAUCUUCGCAGACACUGUCCCCGCACAGGACGGUGGUGUGGACUGUAACUUCUUGUGGCCUGAAUCGGCAUGGUCAGAAGCAUUUGUGGUCUAUACCUUCCUGUUGGGGUUUCUACUGCCUGUCGGGGCCAUUUGCUUGUGCUACUGUUUAAUGGUGGCCAGGAUGCGAGCGGUUGGGCUCAAAGCCGGCUGGCUUCAACGGCGGCGCUCGGAGAAGAAGAUCACCCGGAUGGUGCUGCUGGUCGUGGCGGUGUUCGUUCUCUGCUGGAUGCCCUUCUACAUCGUCCAAUUGGUCAGCGUUUUCCACCGGCCCCCAGACCCUAUGGUAACUCAGCUGUUUGUCAUCCUCAGCUACGCUAAUAGUGGCGCCAAUCCUAUCCUGUACGGCUUUGUUUCCGAUAAUUUCCGGCGUUCAUUCCAACGCAUAGUUUGUUUCCGGUGGCUGGAGUCUGGGCUGGAUGCGGAACAAGUGGAUUACUGUGCUGUGGCUUUGAAGAGACAAACAGCAUGUAACCCUCUGGAUUUUCCUAAGGACUGUAUGGCUUCCGAUAUGGUGUUUCGCAAUGGGACAUAUACCUCCCGUACAACCACAGUCUAACCAGAACAAGAGCUAAAACAAGUAGCUUUCACCUAAGGGAGUUUUACACUUGGGUUCUUACAGGGAUGGAUAAUGAAUUAAGAUUAAUAUAUCAUCUAAAUUACAUAUGAUUGUAUACAUAAUCACUGUAAAAACCGGCUGGAGUAUGCAACUCUGCAGUUCCAUCAUUGACUAAAGGAUCAGCAGUUGACUCAGCUGGCUGAUGCGUUAAGAGAAAAACUGACAUGGGAAAAUAUGUAUACAACUGUUAAGAUCUCACUUAUUUUCUGUUUCCAAGUGAGCCAGAAUGUAAAGCACAGGUGAAUGUAAGCACAAAAUGAUAUGCUUAUUAACGUUUUGAUAUUGUUACAUAACUCGUACAGCGUAGCUUCUGGUUGAAUCCAAGCAUUGUCAAGAGGGACUGCAAUCCUUGUAAGAGUUGGAGUGUGACGCAGCUGCUAUGUGUGUAGACAAAGUUUACAAAUUGCCUCAUAUUAGCAUUGGGAUAAAACCCCAAAAUAUUGCCACAUUGGCGCUUUUGCUUUUAGCUUGGACAUCAAAUCGUGAGUUACCAUUUUGUCAACUCAGUAUCGUCAUGUUUAGGGUGAACUCUGCUGCUGCUGUAUGGGGCAUAUAGUUUUAAUUUGUACAGUUUCGUCAGUUGUCCUACUAAGAUACAUACAAUUAUUUUAUUACUUGACAAUAGGGGCAGUGGGUAAAUACUGUGAUUGGUCAACGUCCAAAUGUGUUAACAUCAGCUACCACAGCGAGCCUACCCUAUACAUACGUUUGAAAUGUUGUAAACAAAUUCUCAAUGUGAAAAAACAGGUUAAUUUUUCAUACUGAAAUUAUACUAUUUACACAGAAAACUCGACACUGCUGAUCAAAUCUUUCAAAUGUAAAGCCUGCAACAUUAAUUCCAACAUUCCAUUCCUAUCAUACAUUUUUCCAUUGGUUUAUCAAAUUACAGAAACACUUUUCAUCGCAGUUUAACGUAGGUUGACGUUACAUACAUUUUUAAAACAGUAGGUUUUCCUCCAUUUUUAACAACUUUGGAUACCUUCAAAUUGGGGUUUGUUUUUUGCCUUACGCAUACAAUUUGUACCAUUUUCAAACAUCAAUAUAUCUGGAUUCUAUAACUUUCAAUAUUUCCUUUGAUAGGCAGGGAUUUGGGUUAUAACUGUCAUAGCUGUUUUUGGAAGUACAGUGUUGCAAUAGAAAUGUAGUGGUUUACAAGUUCAACAUCGGUUAUCAUAAGCUUGCUUGGUGAAUUUAAUAUAUGCUAACCAAAGAUUGUGUAUUCAGCUAUAGUUAAAUGUUUCAAUUUAUUUUUACAGUAUCAUAAAGCUGUUUAAAAUAAAUGUAUAUCAUCUGAAAUGAACAUGAUCUUUAUUAUCAGUUUACUAUAGGAAAGCUUUCAUAAUACAUUUACUACAAAAUAAACCUAAUGGAUCAAACAUAAGCUGUGAGGAAAUGUGGGUGCUGUUGGGCAUUAUAUAAAAUCAGGAGUUAUGUGUUCAUCUAAAUAUCUUAUCUAUUUGCCUUUAUAAAAGCACUUUCCAAGGAAUGGAGACGCUAUGAGACGCAUAAUGUUUAACUUUCACCACAUGUUGUUUAAGUCUCUCUUUCAAACUUCUAAAUGUAAUUGAUCUUGUUUAUCUUAUAUGUAGUUGUUCUACGGAUUUUUCACAACACAAAUUUAAAUUCAAAAUUGUUGAUGGAUUGAUAUAUUUUGUGAAAAAAACCAACUGUUACCAAGUUUUAUUUCACAGUGUGCUAAUGUGCUAGUUGUACUUUUCCGUAACACAUUAAACUGUGACAUGCUGUGUAGGGCUGGUGUUAGCCCUAAAGAUCACCCAGACAGAAGAAAUGUUUCCCCAGAGCUUUCAAAUGAUGUUUCAUUCUUUUUGUGUAUGUUUCUGUAUUUGCUGUAUCUGUAUGUAAUGUAAAUUAUUUGUCCGUGGAUGUGUUUGAAUUUGAAGUUUGUCUUUGCAAACUGAGCCGGAGCUGUUCUGCUGUAGUGACACAAAAUGACAGAAAUGGCGGGGGGGAAAAAAAAUAUGUAUGUGUUCAGUUCAGAAGAGUAUUUUCAACAGUGACUUCACUAUGUCAUUUUGUGUUUUGCAAAUUAGUUUCUCAAAAAACAUUUUAUUUCACAAUAAAAUCUAAAUUUAACUUCUAACAUGA